CCGUUAAAACCGCAGUGUUCAGCACUGUGUGUGUACUGUGUCUUUAAUACUUUGCUCCGAGGUAGGAAAAGGUUCGGUGAGUUUGUUGGCAUCGCCUUUAGCUAGUUCGUCAGCUUCUCUUGGGUUAUUAUUCUUCCAUUGAACCAGAAACAUGUCGUCUGUUCCGGAAGGAUCCAGGGGAGCGGACGGCAGCAGGAAGCUGCAGCAGACGCAGAACCAGGUGGAUGAGGUGGUGGACAUCAUGCGGGUGAACGUGGGGAAGGUUCUGGAGCGGGACCAGAAGCUGUCGGAGCUGGACGACCGGGCCGAGGCCCUGCAGGCCGGGGCCUCCCAGUUCGAGACCAACGCCGCCAAGCUGAAGAGGAAGUACUGGUGGAAGAACUGCAAGAUGUGGGCCAUUUUGAUUGCUGUUGUUCUCAUCAUCAUCAUCAUCAUCAUCAUUUGGAGUCAGUCAUAAAGCAAAGCACAGAGAAGAAGGGCUGGAGGAACACGUUUCCAUCGAAGACCGUGCCAAACCCCGACCUGCCAUUUUUAUUUUAUCUUCAAUAAUUGAUGUGGCCUAAUUCAAGAAGUGCCUGUUUUUUUUUUUGUUGUUGUUGAAUUUUUUUUUUUUUUUGUGCUACUGUUUUUUCAUCCUACCAGUCUAAAAUAUUUACUGGUGACAUUAAUGGUCAAGAAAACAUAAACAUGAAGAAAUGAGAGAAUUACAUUGUCAGCUAAAUAUUUUUUACUGUAUUAUAUAUACUGUAUUAGGCAUGGUCUUUAUAUGAAAAGGGGGGAACACCCUUUUAAAAUCGUUUCCACAUUUAAAAACAAUUAAAUAGAAAUAUUUUGGGUGAUAGAUUUGACAGAUAUAAUUGUAAUACACUAACUAUUCUAAUUGCGGUAAUCCUUAGUUGUUCGCGUCCACAAGGAAGGCUUUCAGAUAGAACCUCAAAUGAGUGUGUCCGUUUUUUGAUUUGCAUUGUGCAGAGUCAUUUUUAAAACACCAGGCCAUGUGACCUGAAUAUUUGUUUACGUUUAGGUCAUAAUGUUUUAAAUAAGCUUGUGAAACCUUUAACUGUCCCCAGGGGGUGCCACCAGGGAUUUUGGGCCCCAUGAAAACAUCUCACAGAAAAUCCUAUAUUCCAAUAUUUUUUGAGGGUUACCCUAGUCAGCCAGGACCCUUAGAAUUGUCCUAAUCCCCCAUCGCCCCUCAUUGCUCCCCUAACUGUCACUCAAGCUGUAAGGACACGAUAUAUUUUAACUACAUCUGUGAUGGAAGUCUCCUUCAGGGUAAUGAUGUCACAGGAAGGACCCCCCCCCCCCCCCCUAACUAAAUGAUAAUUCCACAAGUCGGAAAGAAUAGCUUGAACUCCAGUGCCAUAUAGACUUGAUGCUCUAGACGGGUGUCCAAACUAAUGCACGUUGCAGAAGCUUAUCAGC
Messenger RNA from Anguilla rostrata (American eel), 1425 nucleotides. RefSeq names its product vesicle-associated membrane protein 3-like. Lineage: Eukaryota; Metazoa; Chordata; Actinopteri; Anguilliformes; Anguillidae. Bases 152 to 457 code for a protein of 101 amino acids. Gene Ontology annotation, molecular function: SNAP receptor activity; syntaxin-1 binding. Gene Ontology annotation, cellular component: SNARE complex; plasma membrane. The record is from RefSeq and is a predicted model, not a curated record. The transcript is spliced from 5 exons. Gene Ontology annotation, biological process: vesicle fusion; SNARE complex assembly; vesicle-mediated transport.